This is a messenger RNA of Dreissena polymorpha, 6908 nucleotides long. Its product is annotated as kinesin-like protein KIF11. Gene Ontology annotation, molecular function: microtubule binding; ATP binding; plus-end-directed microtubule motor activity. Lineage: Eukaryota; Metazoa; Mollusca; Bivalvia; Myida; Dreissenidae. Gene Ontology annotation, biological process: microtubule-based movement; mitotic spindle assembly. The transcript is spliced from 23 exons. The record is from RefSeq and is a predicted model, not a curated record. Gene Ontology annotation, cellular component: nucleus; spindle microtubule. The coding region runs from base 76 to 3348 and encodes 1090 amino acids.
AAUAGUACUGCGCGAAGUUCGAAAAUCACUUCCGCUAUACAUAAUACAGUUGUUUACAUUUUGUUUUUGAUGUAAAUGAAAAUGCCGCCAUCAAAGGUGAAGGAAUCUAUUCAAGAAAAUCAACAUAUUCAAGUUGCCGUGAGGCUAAGGCCUAUAAACAGUGCAGAGAGAAAACAGGGUUCCUAUUCUGUUGUGGAAGCAAACUCUGAAAAAAAGGAGGUGAAUGUAAAGGAAAGAUUGGGCAUCAACCCAACAACGAAAACCUUUAACUAUGACCAUGUCUUCACCCAAGAUGUCAAACAGACGGAUGUCUACAAGAGCAUUGUCAGUCCCAUCAUUAAAGAGGUCCUUGAUGGCUACAACUGCACCAUUUUUGCGUAUGGACAGACUGGGACAGGCAAGACAUUUACAAUGGAGGGUGAGAGGUCACCAGAUCCCAACCUUACAUGGGAGAAUGACCCACUGACCGGCAUCAUACCCCGCUCACUGGCAAACAUAUUUGAUCAACUCCAGUCACAGGAGGUGGAGUUCUCUGUGCGUGUCUCGUUCCUGGAGCUGUACAAUGAGGAGUUGUUUGACCUGCUGGGAUCCUCAGUGGACCCGCUACGGCUCAAGAUCUACGAGGACAGCACUAGAAAGGGCUCUGUGAUCAUCCAAGGUCUGGAAGAGAUCAUUGUGAAGAGCAAGGACGAGGUGUACGAGAUACUGGAGAGGGGCGCCUCUAGGAGACAGACUGCUGCCACCCUGCUCAAUGCUUUCUCAAGUCGCUCCCACUCUGUGUUCACAGUCACCAUACACACCAAGGAGAAUACCAUGGAGGGAGAAGAGCUCUUGAAAACUGGCAAAUUACACUUGGUUGAUUUGGCCGGUUCCGAGAACAUUGGUCGGUCUGGUGCGGUUGACAAGCGAGCGCGUGAGGCGGGCAACAUCAAUCAGAGUCUUCUAACCCUGGGAAGGGUGAUCACGGCCCUGGUGGAACACGCACCCCACAUACCUUACAGAGAGAGUAAGUUGACAAGGAUUCUCCAGGAUUCCCUUGGUGGGAGGACAAAGACCUCCAUCAUCGCUACUAUAUCUCCUGCCUCAGUCAAUCUCGAGGAGACAUUGAGCACAUUGGACUAUGCAUACAGAGCCAAGAACAUCACCAACAGACCGGAGGUGAAUCAGAAGCUUACCAAGAGGACGCUUAUCAAGGAGUAUACAGAGGAGAUUGACAAGCUUCGUCGAGACCUGCAGGCAGCCAGGGAGAAGAAUGGCUUCUUUAUAGCAGAGGAAAAUUACAAUGCCAUGCAGAUCAAACUGACUACUCAAGAUGAUGAAAUAGCUGAGCUGACUACCCGCAUAGAAGUGAUGACAGAGGAAUUGCACAAGAUCACAGAGCUGUUCUCAGACACCAAAGACAAACUGGAGGAGACCUCAGAGAAGCUGACGCACACGCAGGACAGGCUGGUGAGGACCAGGACGACCUUGAAGGACACCAAGGUCACGCUGAAGGUCACAGAGCUAGAGCUGGACGGUCACAGACACCUUGCGAAGGAGUUGACACAGUCGGAGGGAGACCUCUUUGAUACAGCUAGCUCAUUGCUGCAGACGGUGGACCGUGCCACGUCAGACGUUAGCGGCCUGCACGACAAGGUGGCCCGACUCAAGAGUGUGGAGGCCCACAACAAGGUCACCUUGACCCAGUAUGAGGAGACCUACACCAGUAGUGUGGUCGACAUGGAGACCUACUUGCGCCAGUAUGCAGAGGAGCAGGCACGGACAUACGCGCAACACACCGACCACAUUGCCAGUAAGAUCACGCGGAACAAGGACCACGUGGCACGUCUGACGGACCAGAUGAGAGAGCUGCAGUCUUGUCUGCGUGACCAUGUGUCGGCCGUCACGCAGAGUGCAGUCGACGGCUGUGAGCAGAACACAGCCUGGGUGGAAAGCGUCAGCAUCGGGGCACAACAGCUUCAGGAAGGGGAGAAUUCCCGCCACAAGGAUAUAGAGAGGGUACUGGCUGAUAAGCUGCAGGGUGCAAUGUCAGAGAUGGCAGCUAUUGGGGCGUCCCUGGGACAGAUCAUGCAGAUUUUGGAGAGCCAGAGGGAGGCUGAGGAGGUGCGACAGCAUGCGUGGGCUGAGAGGCUAACACAGAGCCUGUGUCAUCUUGUCUCCAGCGUGCAGGAGCACACCCGCCAACAGGGGCAGCUGAUCGGGGACCUGCAUGUCACCAUAGAAACACUAACUCAAGCGUACAACAGCAGGCAUAAGUGUAUACAAGAUAGGCUACAGGAGCUGGUGCAGAUGACCACAGACAACCAGGCAGUCGUCUCACAAAUCUCACAACAGUCGGUGAGUGUAACCAGUCACAUGAGAAACGAGAUAAAGGGUCACCUGGCUGGCAUGCAGCAGUUAAGGGACACGGUCGAGGCAGAGAACCAGACGGAGGUGGCUGAUAUAGUGCAGCUAAAGACAAACCACUGCACAGCCACUAGUGGGCACAUACAGCAGGUCCAGACCACAUCGAAGAAUGCCCACGCCCUGUGCAGCGCAGUGCACUCGGAUGUCCAGGAGAGGGUUUCCAAGUCCAGGGCAGCCCUGGAGAAGUAUUCACAGGAAACAGCCACCACCUGCACCCAGCAGAUCACCACCUUCAACACACAGCUAAACACGCACCAUUCAAAGACAGAUGCACUGGAGACGUCCAUGCAGCUGCAGUGUGACCGGCUUGUGGACACCCUUGACAAACAGGGGGCGGCCUUCGACGAGGAGGUGGACCGGGAGAAGACAACUGUGUCCAGCCUGCGCGACCGCACCCUGGGGUUCUCCAGCGACCUCCUGGCCAGGCUCGAGGAUAACAAGGAGCAGAUGAGGCGCUACAUCAGGCAGGAGAUAAGCGAGGAUAAGCCCACUGGACUGACGCCAGUGAGAAGUGACUACCCGCACAAGCGUAACAUCCGCCGUAUCAGCGACCAACAGAAACUGCUCGAGAGGUUCAGAGCAGAGAACCCUGUGAGUGAUAUACAGGAGGAACCAGACUCGGACACAGAGCUGGAGAAUAUGGACACAGCAAAGAAAUGCUCAAUCGUCAUUCAGGGCCCAGACAACGAACAACUGGAUGUGAGUGACAAGAGUGACACGGUCAGUGUUAAGUCUUCCACCUCCGGGUACUCCGAGAUCUCCGGUCUGUCGGCCGUCAGUGGAGUCAGCAAGAGGUCCAACCUCGAGUGCAAAGAGAACGAUCGUCAAGGCCGACCAAUCGGAAACAAAAAACAAAAGAAGAACUUCAUCAAUGUCACGCCACGCAAGACUCGCCUACCCCUGCGUCAGGCCAACGAACAGAAGAUUGAGGAAGAAAGCUAGAGGAUCCUCUGUGUGGGGAUUGUGUUCUUAUUUCAUAUUUUAAUUGUGUUCUUAACUAUAACAUCAGAUUUUUAUGCCCUCCCUUUAUGGGAUGCAUUAAGUAUUGCUAUUGUCCCUGCGUAUGCCGUAUGUAUGUCUGUAAGGCUCGACAUUUGUGUUUUCAAAUCUUCUACUCUUAAAGUAUUGGGUGGAUCUGCUUCAAUUUCAUAGUUGAUUGUGCUUAACAUGAUGAUGAUCGUAAAAAAAGAUUUGGGCUUCAUAAAUCUUGGAAGAAUUUUGGUUCUUUGUUUUUCCACUUUAAAAGAUAUAAUCCAAAAUGUGUGUAUUUUCAUCUCCUUAUAAAAUUAUGGAUUUCUCACUGUAAAUUUUCACUAUAAAUUGUGUACGUGAAGAUAAAGAUUGGAACUUUGUCUGUGAUGAGUUUUGGAAGAAUUAUGACCCUUUCUCUGCAUGUCAACAAGGCAAUAAUUUGUUCCUAAAAUGUUGUAUUUCCAUCUCUACUUUUACUUCUGGUUGAAUGUUUAUCAAACGUUCAAAGUUAAAUGACCAGAAUCUAUAUAUGAUUUUAGAGAAAGGAUUUGGGCCUGCUUGGGGUUUUGGCUGAAUUAUGGCCUUAUUUAUUGUCUUUUUCCACUAUAGAAUAUAAUACAGUCUCAACAUUUUGUGUUUAAACUCCUGAUGAUUUGCUUGGCAGAUUUCCCUACAAUUUUUGCACUGAAUAACCUUAAUAUGUAGAUGAUUGUAAAGAUAGGAAGUUAGGCUUCAAGACGUUUUAGCAGAACUAUGGCUUUUUGUCCAACAUAGAUUAUGCUGUGGAUUUGGGCAUUGGGGCAUUAGUCUUAGUGACACAUUCUUGUGUCUAAGAUAUUUGUAAGUUGAAGUUAAUGAAUCAGUUGGUCAGCCAUGAUUGGAAAACGUGGAUAACUUCAUACAUUGAAUGUUUGCAGAAAUAGGGUGAAAUUGCAGAAGAUUGAAGUUCAUUUCAUUUAAAAACCUAAUAUUUAUGUGACAAUACCUUUCUUCAUAAACAUGCUGUUGUAAGUUAUUAUGUCCCCCACCACUAUAGUGGGGGACAUAUUGUUUUUGCCCUGUCUGUUGGUUUGUUGGUUGGUUUGUUUUGGCAAACUUUAACAUUUGCCAUAACUAUUGCAAUAUUGAAGAUAGCAACUUCAUAUUUGGCAUGCAUGUGUAUCUCAUGGAGCUGCACAUUUUGAGUGGUGAGAAGUUAAGAUCAUCCUUCAAGGUCAAAUAUAUGGGUCAAAAUUGCUCAUUUAAUGUACACUUGCAAUAUUGAAGAUAGCAACUUGAUAUUUGGCAUGCAUGUGUAUCUCAUGGAGCUGCACAUUUUGAGUGGUGAAAGGUCAAGGUCAUUCUUCAAGGUCAAAGGUCAAAUAUAUGGGGACAUAGUGUUUCACAAACACGUCGCUUGUUAUUGAUGUUUCAAUGUCUUAAUGGAAAAACAGGGCUGAUUUUUUUUACCGUACGUGUGUUUUUAUCAGUAAGUUUCUGUAUAUAUUUAUAUGAAUGUACACACAUAUUAUUUUUAUAAUUAAUAUACAUGUUUUUUGGCCGAGAGGGAGUAGUUAAUGUGUAAAUCAUUGCAAAAGCAUGUAUCAAACUCGAAUACUGUUUCAUAGUUAUUGUAUAUCUCUCUUUGACAAAUCAUACUGCAUAAACAAAAGUUUUAACAAAUUGAUAAUGCGUAGUAGACAUUUCGCUGAAUACAUCUUUGGCAGUUUUGUUAUGCAUGGAUGUUGCUUAUGUUUGUAUGGAGUAUAUUGAAAUUGGCAAAUAUUAGCUCAUUGCUUACUUUAACAUGGACUCAUAUUUAUUCGCAGUAUAUUUAUAUGCCCAGAGUAAAUGUAAUUGAACAUGAUGAAUACUGUGUAUUUUUCACUAUAUGUUCUGUAUUUUAUGUUAGAUUAACAUGCAUAGUCUAUUGAAGUUUUCAUCUUCUCUCCUCUAUUACUAUUUGUAUGUCUGUGCUCUAAAGAAUCAGUGGUUGAAGAAAAAUAUUGUCUACCAAUUUCUUUCUCGAAAUAAAAUGUAACACAGUAGUAUGUUUGUAUCGCCUAUUUUUUCAAUAGUACAACAACAAGUAUUUUUGCAAUAAGUAACCAGUAGCACUCUAAAGUUUCAAAUACUUUAUAACCUGUGUUAUGCCAAAAAGGGCCUCAUGCAAUGUGCGACCAGUGUAUUUCCAGACCAGCCUGCGCAUUCACACAGUCUGGUCAGGCGCUACCUUGUGCACUAUGAGACCAUGAAACCUUUUGUCACUUUAUAGUAGACAGGUUUUACCUUGCCUCACAGAUGCAUUAUGAACAGAAAGUGCUUCAGAAUAGUGUACCCUGUACGCAGUCAGAAUAUGAUAACCUUUUUAAAGUGUGGACAGGUAAUUGUAAUCAUCCUCUGGCUGUUUAGUUUUGAACUGAUCGGUGAUGAUUGUAUUAAUUUUUUCUAGACGGACUAUGUUCGUGUGUUUGUCUUCUUCCACUUCCAGCUUUGCCAUUUCCGUGUUGUACUUAGUGAGAGAGGAUCCAAUGGAGUACUUUUCUGACCUAUGUACUUGAUGUUUCGAAGUACUGCUGUGAUGCGAGACAGUUUGUUGGGCGUUGACAAAAAUGACAAUGAAAUAUCCAUGAGCUUCAAAAAAGAAUACAUGAAUUGCAAUAACUAUAGAACGAGCGAAAUUGCUCUCCUGACACAGACAACCCUUUUAACCCUUUGCAUGCUGGGAAUUUGUCGUCUGCUGAAUUUCUAAAAUCAGCAUUUUCUUCGAUUUUUUUCAAAGAAUACUAAAAGAAUAGCAAACAGUUUGGAUCCAGAUGAGACGCCACAGAACGUGGCGUCUCAUCUGGAUCCAAACUGUUUGCAAAGGCCUUCAAAAUUCGGUUCCAGCACUGAUAUAGUUAAUCGAUAAUUUGGAAAAUACCUGUAUUAUUAACAGUCCGGUAGCUUUUGAAAUCUUCACUUUCAAAAGUCUGCGUGGCUCAGUAGAAGUGGUAUUGGAAUAGAGUCCCUGGUUCGAUUCACAAAUAUUGCAAACUUUUUAUUCAAACUUUUUCUUGCCCUGAUAAACUAUUACACAUAUUUUAGUUUAGUCUGUAAAUAUCUUAAAUUCAAUUAAUUAAAAUAUAUGCCAAUUUUCGCUUGUGGAAGUCACGUUUUUAGCGGUUCAAAUAUUUUAUUUAAAGCGCACGCGAGCUUUGCUUUUUAUUUUAAAACAAUCACAUGGUGAUGUUUGCGACUUUGAAUGAAUUACAAUUAAUUGUAUAGUAAUAGCUUGGGAGAAGUUGAAACUUUUCUAGGCAGAGAUCAGUACCUAUCGGAGAUCACACGAAGUUUCAUAUAGGCUACAUUGGUAAUUUCGUCGUCAUUCUUUGUCAUUGGCUUAAUUGGAAAAAUGUAUACUUUUAGAGGCAUUGACUUUCAACAUUCCACAAGUCAAUCACAUUCUUCAUCUUUAAUCUUUAACACAAAUGGAAAUAUACGUUUUAAUAUGAAAAGCAUUAGCAUUGGUAUUUAUGUUCAAUUUUCUGAAAAUAAAUAAAUUUCGCCAG